CGCCUGCCUUUAGGCGUAAUACACCUCGCUGACUGAAGCUGAAGCUGGGACUAGCUUACAAUCUACCUGAAUACUCAUCGACAUCGCUCCUCCUUGUUUCUUCUGUUAUUCCUCCUCCAAUGACCUCGGAACGCCGUGAAGCCCCCGGCCAGACGCCGGACAAUGCCACUGCGGCGGCGCGCGCUCGAGACUUCUUCUCCGUCCCUGCACCAGUCAAGCGCAUCUUCGACAAAUUCCCUCUUGUCACUUAUCCUGCCAAUGAUCUUCCGUACUGCUCUUGGUCCAAUCGACAGGGAAAUCGGUUGUUUGUUUUCACAGAUGCCGCCGGCGCUAGGCAUGGGAGGCCGUCUUUCAACCCUCAAUGCCUCAAGUGGCAGGCAUAUCUGCGGUUCGCCGGCAUUGAAUUCGACAUCGUCCCAUCCAGCAACCAUGCAUCGCCCACCGGCGCCCUUCCUUUCCUCCUCCCCGCCCUGCCCGUCGGCAACAACGCCCCGAUCCCUUCCAGCAAGCUCCAAAAAUGGGCCAUUGAGCAAGUGCACUGUGAGGAGGAGCAACAACUAAACACGCGCUUCGAAGUAUAUGCAUCGUUGCUGGACCACCGGAUACGAAAUGCCUGGCUGUAUGCCCUGUACGUUGACAGCGAAAACUUCGACGCCGUUGCGCGACGUCUUUAUGUCGACGCGAGCACCACGAACCCCGCCGUCCGGGCCGCUUUGGCGUUGCAGCUGCAGCAGGCGGCGCGCGCCGAGCUCCUGAAGACAUCGACCUAUAUCGACGCCGGCGCGCUCGAAGCGGAAGCGGGCGAGGCAUUCGAGGCCCUGUCGACGCUCCUCGGGGACAGCGUGCACUUCUUCGACCGGCCCAAUCCGGGCCUAUUCGACGCCAGCGUCUUCGCAUACACGCACCUGAUCCUGGACGAGAAGAUGGGCUGGAAGCGCGACCGGCUGGGACAGCUGCUGCGACGCCAUGAGAACCUUGUACAACACCGCGAAAGACUGUUGAAGUUCUUCUAGAGCU
This is a messenger RNA of Aspergillus brunneoviolaceus CBS 621.78, 1017 nucleotides long. RefSeq names its product putative mitochondrial outer membrane protein (Sam35). The record is from RefSeq and is a predicted model, not a curated record. The transcript has 3 exons. The coding region runs from base 120 to 1013 and encodes 297 amino acids. Gene Ontology annotation, cellular component: SAM complex. NCBI's taxonomy places the organism in Eukaryota, Fungi, Ascomycota, Eurotiomycetes, Eurotiales, Aspergillaceae. Gene Ontology annotation, biological process: mitochondrion organization.